GAAACAUUUACUGUGUGGUAUUAUUGAAGUUUAUAUUAACCGACAAAUUAUUCCAACAUGAGGCGAUUCAUUCUUCUCACCUUUGUCGGCACGUUUCUAAUGAGAGAUGUUACAUUAUCGAAGAUCCAAGAAUAUUCUUCGAAUCUGGCCUGGUUGUUCGGCAUAAAAGAAAAUGCUAAUAUGAAAGAAAAACGCGCUGUAUGCGAAUCUGAGGAGUGCAAAAAAAUGGCUGACUUUAUAUUAGGAGGCAUGAACAGAUCCGUAAAUCCAUGUGAUGACUUUUACGAGUACGCUUGCGGAAAAUGGUCAGAGAAAAAUGCCAUUCCAAAAGGUUUACGCAAGUGGAAUAUAUGGUUCAAGCUUCAAGUCAAGACCCUUUUGCAAGUACAAGAGAUUGUGCAGUCUAAGAUUACAGAGAACGAUCUACCAGCGGUAAAACUUGCGAAAAAGUGGUACAAAGCUUGCAUGGAUACGGACGCGAUAGAAAAAGAAGGGAUCGACCCGCUGGUUUCUACCUUAUCGCAUUUAGGUGGCUGGCCUAUGACAAUGGAGCCGGAUAAAUGGGAUGAACAGAAGUACAGCUGGGAAAAAGUGGAUGAUCAAUAUAUGCGCUUGACGGCAAGAAAUGCCUUUUAUGACGUGCGCAUACAGAUAGAUUCAGAGGACCCAAAGAGAGUAGAGAUCGACAUACCGCACUUACCACUGGGCUCAAGGAAACUGCAGUCUAUGAUCGAAUCUGAUAACAAAGAAGAGGAUGAAGAAGAGAACAAAGAAACAGGAAGCAAAAGUGAUGAAGACCCGAGUAACGAAGACGAGCAAAGUAAUGAGGAGCCUGGAAGCGAAAGCAAAGAUGAUUCUAAAACCAUUGAAGAUGAUGACAAUGAUGAUGAUGACGACGACGAUGAUGACGACAACGAUGAUGACGACAACGAUGAUGACGACAACGAUGAUGAUGGCAGUGGCGAUGACUACAAUGAUGAUGAUGGUAGUGGCGAUGACUACAAUGAUGAUGGAAGUGGCAAUGACGACGACGAUAAUGAUGACGAUGAUGACGACAACGAUGACGACAACGAUAAUGAUGACGAUGAUGACGACGAUGACACUGACGAACAAAAUGAAGACGUCAAGAAGGAAAUAAGCAAGAUCGGUCAUAAGAGAAUUAGCAAAAAAUUACGUCAUGUUGGACAGAGAAAGAGCGGCACUCGGAUCAUUAAGAAGCAUGAUAGCCACAAGACGAAAAGACAAAGAAUAAGAAGAUGGGCAACAGAAGAUGACAGUAAACGUGCGCAACGUUUUAUUCGUCGCAAAAAGUUACAUACUCAGAAAGGCAAAAAGAACCACAUAAGAAAGGUACAUAGGAAAAAAACGGAAAAAAUUUUAAAUAAUGCGGAAAUAAUGUAUGCAACAAUACCGCAGGAGAAUUCAGAAAAAACGAAGAAGAUACCAUUGUUAGAAUCGUAUGCUAAUUAUAUUUCGAAAGUAGCUCAUAUUAUAGCCAAAAACAAAGGUACUAAAAUUUCACAAGAACGUCUUGCUGAAGAUAUCCAAGAUAUGAUCAAAUUCCAACUGAAACUGAUUCAGAUUACUUCAAAGGAAUCAAUAUUCAAUUCGAGUAUGGAAAUUACACUCAGAGAUUUUCAAGAGUGGUAUGAUAACGAGAAUCCUAAAACAAAUAAAGGCAAGAUUAAUUGGGUCAACAAAAUCAAAGCGUUGUUUGAUGAGGCGCACGAGUCCGUGGAUGACGAUUUAAUUCUAGAUAUUAUUUCGCCGAGUUACAUUAAAGAACUUCUCUCCUUACUGGAUGAAACGUCGAGUCGGACAAUCGUGAAUUAUAUACAUUGGAACUUCAUAAGCAAAAUAAUAAAGACUACCACGAGUGAAAUGAAAGACUUGUACGAUGCGUGGGAGAACAUUAGCAAGGACGAAAGUGAAACUCUGAUACGCUUGAGAGCACUUAUUUGCAAGGAUUCAGCAGAGAUAAAAGAAAUUCUAGCGUACGAAUUUGUAAGAAAAUAUUUCUCCGAUGAAACAAUAAAAACAGCAUCGGGCAUGCUCAACGAUAUAAAAAAAGAAGUUGAAAAACUGAUUAAAGAUUCAGAUUGGCUAGAUGACGAAAUUAAAGAUUUUUUUAUAGAAAAAGUAAAACAUUUGAAGAAAUCUAUUGGAUAUCCGGAUUGGUACAAAAACACUACGAUCAUGCAAGAGUAUCUUAAAGGGCUUGUUAUCGGCCCAUCGUAUUAUGAGAAUGCUCUUCGAUACAACAGAUACAUCAAAUUGGAGAGCUUGCGGAAGUUAUCGGAAAAUGAUGAUGAAAUCGAUGAAAUAAUUUCAAAGAUGAAUCCAACUGCAAUAAAUGCCUUUUACGUACCCUAUCAAAAUACUUUAGCUAUCACGGCGGCGGACUUUCAGAGCCCAUGGUUCGCUUACGGUCGACCACGAGCUGUUAACUUUGGUAUUAUUGGAUUCCUCAUUUCCCAUGAGGUUAAUCAUGGAUUCGAUCAUACAGGACGCAUGUACGAUAAAAAUGGUGACUUGCUGGAUUGCUUCUCGAUAAUGGCCCAGGCAUAUGACAAAAAAGAAAAUUGCUUUGUAAAACAGUUUAAUAAUUAUCCCAUUGAUUCAAAAACAAAUAAAAAAAUAAAGGAUUAUGGCGAGCAGACGAUAGACGAGAAUAUCGCAGAUACAAUGGGAUUGCAGGCGAUAUAUAAGGCUUUUCAAAGUAAAGAGAAAGAGAGCAAAACACCGGAAGCCGCAUUGCCGGGCAUGGAAGAUUUUACCAACGAUCAAUUAUUCUUUUUAUCCUUUUCCACUUUAUGGUGCGAAGCAAAUAACUACACCUCAAGUGAAAUAAUAAAUCUCGCUAAGAAUGAUGAACACAGCGUCAUGCAAUUGAGAGUUUUAGGUUCUGUAUCAAAUUCGGACGAUUUCGCUAAAGCUUAUAAUUGCCCGGUUGGUAGUCCGAUGAAUCCUAAAAAGAAGUGUAAUAUCUGGAAGUGAUUCUAAAGAAUCUUGCAAAGUAAACUUCUUAGAAAUAUCCCACAGAAAUUAUCCAAAUGUAUUGAUGA
Mycetomoellerius zeteki is the source of this 3065-nucleotide messenger RNA. RefSeq names its product membrane metallo-endopeptidase-like 1. Gene Ontology annotation, cellular component: plasma membrane. Lineage: Eukaryota; Metazoa; Arthropoda; Insecta; Hymenoptera; Formicidae. Gene Ontology annotation, biological process: protein processing. The transcript has 18 exons. The record is from RefSeq and is a predicted model, not a curated record. The coding region runs from base 58 to 2997 and encodes 979 amino acids. Gene Ontology annotation, molecular function: metalloendopeptidase activity.